Messenger RNA from Perca fluviatilis (European perch), 3627 nucleotides. It is a transcript of the gene irf2bp1, whose product is annotated as interferon regulatory factor 2 binding protein 1. The transcript is spliced from 3 exons. The record is from RefSeq and is a predicted model, not a curated record. The coding region runs from base 277 to 1587 and encodes 436 amino acids. Gene Ontology annotation, biological process: regulation of transcription by RNA polymerase II. Gene Ontology annotation, molecular function: transcription corepressor activity. Gene Ontology annotation, cellular component: nucleus. Lineage: Eukaryota; Metazoa; Chordata; Actinopteri; Perciformes; Percidae.
GUCUGGGAAGCAGUUGACAGCAGUCAAGAGCAGGCCGAAGUGGGUAAACAAAACAAACAUUUUUUUUGUUAAAUAGCGAAAACAACCCAAAGGUUUGAUCUACUUUUAUAUCCGAAGAAUGUGUAACAUUGUUCUGAAGGGGUUUGAAGCCCGUUAAAGUGAAAAGUCGUUAGCAAAGAGAGGGCGUGCACCUGUCUAAGCUAAAUAGGUUAACCUAGCUAGCUAACGUCUGUCGUUGAGCCCGCUCAGGUUAGCUAGCUAGCUAGCUGGCCAGCCAUGUCGUCCCCCUCCUCCUCCAGGCGCCAGUGGUGCUACCUGUGCGACCUGCCAAAGAUGCCGUGGACUGUGGUGUGGGACUUCAGCGAAGUGGUUUGCCGUGGCUGCGUAAACUACGAGGGAGCUAAUCAGAUUGAGUUCCUUAUAACGAAUGCCCGACAGCUGAAACGAACUCACGGGAUGCAGGACGGUAACGUCAGGUCACCUGGUCCCUCGCCCAAUAAACACGGCACAUCUGGAAGAGGAGAUGCGGACGGAGGCAGGCAGCACAUGGACCGCUACGACAGGGGAGGAAGAGGAGAAAGUACCGUGUCUGCUAUUCGUGUGCCGCCCAACGGGCUGCACCGCGACGGCCAGCAGCCUCAAGAAUUGAACCGUCAGAGCCCCAGCGGCAGCCGAAGACCCAUGCUAGGCGCUGCCAUCCCUCCUAAUCUAGUGACUCAGAGUAUUGCAGGGAUUCCCCAUGGGUUACUUACGGGCAUGCCGGCGGGUCUAACCGCCAGGACAGCCCCCAUGAGCAGCCCCAUGAUCUUCCCUGCCCCGGUGCUGGCCGAGAUGAGCCGCAGACAGCUGGGGAUAGGGAUGGGGAUAGCUCCUUUUAUCACUCCGGAGCUGGAGCGAGAGCUCAGUUCGUCCCAGAAUCAGCCCAAGAUGCAGACACAGAUCCACACUGCUGUGGCUGGCAGCAGCGCCAGUAAGAGUACAGGCAUCCCUUCUUCUACCUCGACCCUGGCUGGAGGUGUGAGCCAGACCAGCCCCAAGCCUGCCUCAUCACCAGCCAGGCAGCCACGGCCCCUAACUGCGAGGUCCGGAGGGGAGCCCCUGGGAUCCAGCACCUCAGCAGAGGCUGCCACCACAGCUGCAGCGUUACCCCACAGCGGUGCCUCUGAGCUGGGAUCAGCAUCUGCCAGCAACACUCAUUCAACUGGAAACACUCUAUCCUGCACCUUGUGUCAUGAGAGGCUGGAAGACACACACUUUGUUCAGUGUCCAUCAGUGCCUGGGCAUAGGUUCUGCUUCCCCUGCACCAGAGUGUACAUCCAGAGCCGGCGGGGCGAUGGGGAGGUGUACUGCCCCAGCGGAGAGCGCUGUCCACUGGACAACUCUCCCAACAGUCCCCCUUGGGCCUUCAUGCAGGGAGAGGUAUCCACCAUACUCGGCACUGCCGGAGCAGGAGCUGCAUCAGCUGCUGCAUCUGGAGCCGGGAACGGGCCUGGAGCUGCGGCUGCGUCCGGGGCCGGGAGCGGAGCGGCCAGCGGAGCGGGAGCCGCCAGCGGAGACGUCACCGUCAAGAAAGAGAGAGAGACGUGAUGAUGGCUUCCAUGGAAACCAGACCAGGAACCAGUACAGCAACAGAGUUGAAUCGCAUACCAGAAAGAGACGUCUGCAAUGGAGCUCUGAGAGAUCCAGAAGAGAAGCAACACAGUUCGGAAAACCUCCAUUGCACAGGUCUUGACUCCAACUACUAACACCACCCAAUUCUAUCAACAUUAUCAGACCUAAAAUUGCCUUUUGAUGUACUGUUGGAAUCAGAUAUUCAGGGCCAAUCAACAGCUGAACAGUGGCUACUUUUGUAGUGUUAGUAGUAGUUGUGCCAGUAGAAACAACUGGGCUGCGUUUCAAAAGUGGUUCAACAUGCUCUCGUUCACUUCCCCUAAGCACUUGCUCUCGGGGGGGGGGUAAUCCCCACCGCCAUCUUAAGUGUCGCUCCAAUCGUCUAAAAAAACAGGAGGGGGCUUGGUGAGAUCGAGCGAGUGAAUAACGAUGGUCACUCCAGAGGUGGACAUCACCCACAAGUCAUUACAGUUAUGCAUUUGGGGCAAAAAAAAUAGAUUGAUGGUUAGGUGGCAGUAAUGUACAACCGUUAUAACUCCUGUUGCUGACCACCAAAGAAGGAGAAGAUGAAAAAAUACAUUUCAACUUUUUAGUUUCCUCAUUGUUAGCUCGAUAUUUUACUGAAACAUGUCAAUUUACUUUAUACAUUUUAUUUACAAGAUAGUUGUAUGUGUGAUUUCUUCAAUUCCAACCUUAUCUGUAAAUGCGUGGAAGAAACUCUGUUUUUGCGAGAUGUAAGCAUUAAAAUGGUAAAUGAUACAGAUCACACUUUUCUAAAUAUGAAACUCGUGCAGCUGAUUACCAAGCCUCAUUGAAAUGAAUCUGCAGGUAUUUAUGAUGUGUGAAAAGCAGUAAUAAUACUUUUUUAUAAAUAAUAUUUGUAUUGCGCCUUUCGUACAAGAAAUAGGCCUGCUGUACAAUAAGGAAAUUGCAUGACAUAAGCAGACAUGGAAUGAACAUAAAACGGGGAUAUAAAGCCAUAAUUAAUAGAAAAUAAGAUGGGUAAUAAAACACACUUGAAGCAGUAGCGCUAAGCCUACAACUGGCGGUCGAUCCGUAUAGUUUGGGCUGAGAGUUAACGGGGGCAGGUGUGUUCCAUUUCACUGCCCCUGCCCCGCCCACUUUCCCUCUGCUCUCCAAGUGGCCGCCUUGCGACAUAUGCUAUGACGACCAAGGGCUGAGCGAAUUGAAGGAGGGCAUGUUAAAAAAAAUAAACUAAUGAAACGCAGCCCUGAUCAUGCCCACAUUAGCACUGCCAGCUAGCUACUGUUAGCAGCUGGACACAAACGGGCUGAAGCCACACGUAGACUACACCAGUCUUUUCUCACUUUUCUACAAACAAAAAUCUACACCACCAUUGCAAUCUUUUGAAAGAUUUCGUAAUCGCAUAAACAACUGUCACACUUGAAUAUGCACCUUAUGAAACAACCAGUGCCAACAGGACUACUGAAAUGUCUCCAUUUCUCUUAUCUGGCCACCAGUGUAUUCAUAUUUUAUUUAUUUGGUUUUAUUUGCUAAUGGUAGCCUGUUAGCAGAACUAAUAUAGGGAUGUUUUUAGUUUCAAAUGAUCCUUCUCAAACUCACAGAAAGUAGCCACGCUCCAGUGUUUACUUCAACAAUACACUCAAUACUGUGUUUGCACGGGAAAGCACAGAAAGCUUGUUUUGACAAAUCCAACACAAAUGUUGAAAUGCUAAAAACAGUGGCCACGGUUGUCCUGUAUCUUUCCUGUUUGAUGAACAAACUUUGGCCGGCAGCUUGCAGCAGGAGGUCAGAUAUCAGACUGUUGGCAGAAAAACACAAGCUGUUCGGAGUUGAAACAAGUUGGAACUCGCCAUGCCAUUUUCUCUGCCAGUGCUUGGUCUAAUAAAAUCUUCGUGCUUCUACAACUACGAUUAACAUUAACAACUGACACGACACUGACAGUUAUCGUGACAAAGUGUACCUUAAAUUUCAAGUUAUUUGUAUUGUUUUGACUGUAUCUGUGUCCUGAUGCGCAAUCAGAUUGUUUAAAAA